This is a messenger RNA of Dama dama (fallow deer), 3065 nucleotides long. RefSeq names its product platelet derived growth factor subunit A (gene PDGFA). Gene Ontology annotation, biological process: positive regulation of protein autophosphorylation; positive regulation of cell population proliferation; platelet-derived growth factor receptor signaling pathway. Gene Ontology annotation, molecular function: platelet-derived growth factor receptor binding; growth factor activity. Bases 238 to 873 code for a protein of 211 amino acids. Gene Ontology annotation, cellular component: membrane. The transcript is spliced from 9 exons. Lineage: Eukaryota; Metazoa; Chordata; Mammalia; Artiodactyla; Cervidae. The record is from RefSeq and is a predicted model, not a curated record.
CGCGGCGGGCGCGGCGAGCGCGCACUCCCUGCUCCUCCUCCUCUCUGGCGCUGCCUGCCUCUCCGCACUCGCUGCUCGCGCCGGGCGCGCUCCGUCGGCUCCCUGCUCUCCGCGCCACCCUCCUCCGGGCCGCGUUCCCUGAGGGAUGGUACUGAAUUUCGCCGCCACAGGAGCCCGGCUGGAGCGCCCGCCCCGCGGCCUCGCCUCCCCGCCGAGCCACCGGUGCCUCGGGACGCGAUGAGGACCUGGGCUUGUCUGCUGCUCCUCGGCUGCGGGUACCUCGCCAAUGCCCUGGCCGAGGAAGCCGAGAUCCCCCGCGAGGUCAUUGAGAGGCUGGCGCACAGUCAGAUCCACAGCAUCCGGGACCUCCAGCGACUCCUGGAGAUAGACUCCGUAGGAGCCGAGGAGCCUUUGGAAACCAGUCUGAGAGCCCACGGGGGCCACGGCGCCAAGCAUGCCCCGGAGAAGCGGCCAGUGCCCAUCCGGAGGAAAAGGAGCAUCGAGGAGGCCAUCCCGGCGGCCUGCAAGACCAGGACUGUCAUCUACGAGAUACCUCGGAGCCAGGUGGACCCCACGUCCGCCAACUUCCUGAUCUGGCCGCCGUGUGUGGAGGUGAAGCGCUGCACCGGGUGCUGUAACACGAGCAGCGUCAAGUGCCAGCCGUCGCGCGUGCACCACCGCAGCGUCAAGGUGGCCAAGGUGGAGUACUUCAGGAAGAAGGCGAAGUUAAAAGAGGUGCAGGUGCGGCUGGAGGAGCACCUGGAGUGCACAUGCGCGAGCGCCAGCCCGAGCCCCGAGCACCGCGAGGAGGAGGCGGGAAGGCGUAGGGAGUCAGGUAAAAAACGGAAAAGAAAAAAGUUAAAACCCACCUAACGUGGCCAACCAGGGCUGUUGGCUGCUGUAUUGGAAAUUGUGUUUGGCUGCUAACAACACACCAGAAAUAAGGGCGAGAUAAGGUAUGGCAGUCUCAAGAGUAUCAUCAGACACCCACUUCAGGGCUAGUGAUGUCCGUCCUCAGCCUCGUGGCCUGAGAUGGCUGCCACAGCUCCAGAAAUCGUGUUACACUCCAGGCUGGAAGAAGGAUUAUGUCACAGAGACCCCUGUGUCUCACUGGUGGCAUCCAGUGGCAAGAUUGCCUCAUGGCCCAGAAUGGCUGCCGGAGCACCAGAAAUCACAUCAAGCUGUAGGCCAGAAGAAAGAGAAAGAUGUGAGGUGAAGAUCAACCAGCAGCCCUCUCCCGGGACACGGAUGUACAUGGCGUGUUACAUUCCUGAACCUACUAUGUACGGUGCUUACUGCCAGCGUGGUCUUUGUUCUCCUCCGUGAAAACUGUCUCCAUGCACGCUUUGGAGAACAAAGAGACAGUAUACGUUGUUCAUGUGACAUCAAAGCAAGUAUUGUAGCACUCGGUGAAACAAUAAGACGCUUCCUUGUCAAAAAAAAAAAAAAAAAAAAAGCAAACAAAACCACGAAACACGACAAACAAAACUCACAAAAAUAUCUGAACAGUUGCUGGAAUGGAGGGACGCCCCGAGGGACGGAAGGACUGACGUCUCGGCGGACUGGAUCUCUGUCCAGGGUGGUCACAGGUGCUUCUGCCAAGGAUGCAGAGCCUGCUUUCUGAAGGCUGUGAUCGGAGGCCGCAGGCUCUGCAGGCGCACGCAGGAGCCGAGACUGUCUGGGAGACCACAUCUCCUUGCCGUAGUGUUUGAGUCUUAUCCAGAAACCUCCCUGAGAGCCUUAAGUGGAUUUUUUUUUUUUACAUCAUAAAGUGAUUAUUCAGCUUUCCUUUUUACUCUUGGCCUAGCUUUUUUUUUUUUAAUUAUCUCUUUGGAUGACAUUUACACCGAUAACGCCAGGCUGCUGUAACAGGACAGUGGGACGGUACCUUUCCUAGCAGGAUGCGAGCGGAUGAGAUGUAUUAAAAUAAACAUGGUAUACCCACCUGUGCAUCAUUUCCUAAAUGUUUCUGGCUUUACGUGUUUCUUCCUUGCCCCGUUUCAUCCACCUUUUAAUUUAAGCCAUUUUGAAAGAACUGCGUGGAGCAAUCACAUGCUGUCCCCCAGCCUCCCACCUGCCGUGGCUGGGCCUGAGGACCUGGCUUUCCCAAGCGGUGGCCCGGGCUUGCUCCCUGCUGCUGCCAGUGUUUGGACAGAAACUAAACUCUUAUUUUUGGUAAGAUGUUAUGCUUUACGUGUAUUCAACAGAAAUUCGGUGUGUUGCUGUUUGAUUUUGUUUUUUUGUAAAGGUGAAGUUUGUAUUUUUGUCUAAUAUUACCAAGUUUUAUAUACCUGAGAGCCUGCCAUGGUGUUUUUUUUUUUGAACCAAAAGAAAACAAACCCACCAAAACGCAUACACGGUGAAAAGCAUUUGUGGCCGCAGCCCAUUGGCGUCACGUGGCCUGUGGCCCGGGUGCUGGAACUCCAAGUGGUGACCGGGAGGUCUUGGUGCCCUGGGCCUGACCCCGGGAUUCCGGAAUGUAGAGGACCGGGUGAGGAGCUGUGCCGGCAUCGUGACCUUACAGAGACGCAGCGGCGCACCCCAUCAGACACCAAGUGGAGGAAGAUCCCUCUGAGUGUGUGGACCGCAGUGUCUGCUGCGCCUGCAAACUGUGUUAGCCCGGUGUUGUCCGCGGUCUGCCGCCCCCGUCCUCCUCGUCUCGGAGCUCGAGUGACCGUCGGGACCCCUCUGUUGCCCUGGGGCCGUAUCCGGUGAUGACGAGCGUCCCGGGACUCACCUGUCCCUGGGGAGUCCCGCGUUAAGGAGCAUCUUCCACGUGUGGCUGCAGGACGCCUGUGAGCCAGCGUGUGGGGGCGUGGUCGCAGGCAUGGCCCCGCCCCACGGGGCCCGCUCACGUGCAGCGCCGGGAGGGGUUUCUGGCGGAGCGCGUGGUGUCCCGCAGCGGCGCGCCGCGUGAUCCUGUGCUGUGGAUACGUGUCUGAUGUGAGAUGUACAAACGUGAUCUGUGUAUUUACGUCCCGUGAGAUUCCCAGAACCCUGCUCAGUUAUUCUUUCUUUGGGCAAAUGCGUCUGAUGGUCUGUCCAUUAAAGCGAUGGUGCAGAAA